CGCUUGACGGAAAGCCAGCGGUUGCAUUCCAUGCGUCUGAAUGAACUGAAAAUGAAAGUACAAUUGAUGUGUUUAGUAUCAUAAAAGCUAUGGAUAUUUUACAUGAUUUUCCUUACCUGACUCUCCAAGAUAUAAAAGGACUUCAUUAUGACGGAUUCAUUGAACUUAAGGGUGCUCUCUAUAGACUGGAGGUGAAGGUGCCAGCCAGUGGAUCCCUGAGUGAGGCUACAGUCAAAUGUGAUGCUAACUUUACAAGAAUUCUGAAUCCUUUCUCUGACAUCAUUAAGCAGAGAUUAUCCCAAUGUGAUAGCCUCCAUGGCUUCCUGAAAGAAAUACAGAGCAUUGCGGAGAAUCAACUUGACAGAAAUGCUGUAGCAGCCACAGACUCUACAAUGUUCUGUCGACAACUUUUGGACCACAUUGAACUGCUUGGGUGGGACAAACUAGAGUAUGUAUCCGAUGACUUCCGUGAGGUUCAUAUGGUUUUCACUGAUGUUGCACGGAGAAAACAUGUCAUGAAACUCUACACUGGAAAGCAGUAUCCCAGAGACUGUCCGAAGUGUUCUGUCCAGCUACCUGUCAAGUUUGAUCUCCACUGGUCAGCCCAUGCAACACUGACCGAUGCUUAUGGCCAGUUUGAGGUUUCCGUGGAUACCUUCCAGGACUUCUGGAACAAGAUGGCGGAAAUUGAUGCCAAAACUUGGGUGCUUGAACCUGAGAAACCAACGCAUGCUGCAAAGCAUAGAAGAAUAGCAAUAAAUCCCAGUGUCUCUGUACAAAUCACAGUGGAUCCAAACAAUCCAAGAGUUCUGCCGGACUGCAUGUUUCUAGGUUCAGACCAAGCCAUCAAACCACUCAGACAGAGCAUGAAUGCCAAUAUUUCUGCAUGGAAUGAGGAGUCUGGUAUCCUUGACAACCUUGGGCGCUUGUUGAACGUCACAUUCCCCUCACCAGCAACCUCUACAAAGGAGGAGUUCAGACUUGAGUGUGGCAUCUGUUACUCAUAUCGUCUGGAGGAGGAGAUUCCCUCGGAGGUGUGCAAUGAGUCACGCUGUCAACAGGUCUUCCACCAGACAUGCCUCGUUGAUUGGUUACGUGCACUUUCAUCGAGUAGACAAAGCUUCAAUACCAUAUUUGGCAACUGUCCAUAUUGUGAAAAGGCGAUGACGGUUAAGUUGAUGGCCCGGUGAAGUUGAUUCCAAAACCCUUCUAGUCUUCCAGCACCCAUACCACCAUUGUUGUGUUCAUUUUCAGUGACUCUAAUGCUUUCUUAUUCUAUAUGCAUGUUGCAAUGAUUAAAAAUUAAAUCUGUGGCUUUAUUUUA
This is a messenger RNA of Dreissena polymorpha, 1324 nucleotides long. RefSeq names its product E3 ubiquitin-protein ligase FANCL-like. Gene Ontology annotation, cellular component: nucleus; Fanconi anaemia nuclear complex. Lineage: Eukaryota; Metazoa; Mollusca; Bivalvia; Myida; Dreissenidae. Gene Ontology annotation, molecular function: ubiquitin protein ligase activity. Bases 90 to 1190 code for a protein of 366 amino acids. Gene Ontology annotation, biological process: interstrand cross-link repair; protein monoubiquitination. The transcript is spliced from 12 exons. The record is from RefSeq and is a predicted model, not a curated record.